UUUGUUUCCCUUUAAUGAUUAAUGUCUAAUUCCGGCCCCAUAUUCAAUAUCCCCACUCGAGGCACCAAGCCCAGCACUAAGUUGCCGUCGUUGACCAUCAGUAGUGAGCCCGCUUCCGGUGGUGACGCCGCCGUGGAUGUCAACGGUGGUGAGGAUCAUAAGAAGCCUCGACGCAAACCUCCUCCAAUCGACUUUCUGAGAAUCAACGGGUCCCAUUCGUUCAAGGAUAUGCUGCCGGCACCCUCGCACGACUCGGGCGAUGUCGACACCAGCGACGGUAGUACCAGCACCAGCGCCAAGGCGUACGGCACAACAGAAGGAUCUUCCACCUCGCGGUCCUUAAAUCAAUCAUCCUCCUCCGUGUCUACACCCGCUAACUUGAUACCAGGACCCGAGAAGGAUUUAUCGGAGUUGAUGCCGGACGACUGGCAGAUUUUGGCCAACUCGGAUCAAAUAGUGGAAUUGAAUAAACUAGGUGAAGGAAACGGCGGGUCUGUAUCCAAAUGCCGGCUCCGCAAUGGCAACAAGAUCUUCGCCAUGAAGUUGAUCAACACGGACUCAAACCCCGAUAUUCAGAAGCAAAUUGUACGAGAAUUGCAAUACAAUCGGCUUGUGAGCAGCGAAAAUAUUGUCAAAUACUACGGGACGUUUUUGAUAGAAAACCAGUCGAUGAUCGGAAUCACCAUGGAGUACAUGGGAGGCAAGUCACUCGAUGCAAUCUACAAACGGGUGAUUGAAAUCGACCCUUCCAAUCGGGUAAAUGAGAAAGUCAUGGGCAAAAUCGCCGAAUCGAUCCUCAAGGGAUUGAACUACUUGCACCAACAAAAGAUCAUCCAUCGGGACAUCAAGCCGUCGAACAUUCUCUUGGACUUCCAAGGUAACAUCAAAUUGUGUGAUUUUGGAGUCAGUGGAGAAGUGGUAAACUCAUUAGCAACUACUUUUGUGGGCACACAAUAUUAUAUGGCCCCCGAGCGAAUCAUGGGCAAACCCUACACGGUGAACUGCGACAUCUGGUCGUUAGGGUUGACAUUACUUGAAGUGUCGACUGGUAAGUUCCCGUUCACCAAUGUGGAUAGUUUGAAUACGAAUUUGGGACCCAUCGAAUUGCUCCAGCUCAUACUAGAGUACGAGCCCAAAUUGGAGGACAUCCCACAGGAAAAUAUCUUCUGGUCCGACUCGUUUAAAAACUUCAUUCACUACUGUUUGAUAAAGAAUACGGAAGAGAGACCCAGUCCUCGACAAAUGUUGCAACAUCCAUGGAUAAUAUCGCAGCAGACGGUGAAGGUAAGAAUGGACAAGUUUGUACAGCAGCUCUGGAACUACUGAGCCAUUGCAACGAAAGUGUACUAGUGUAUAUGGAUAGCUUGGGUAAUAAAAUAGAACUGGUUUUGGGGA
Molecule: messenger RNA, 1395 nt
Organism: Yamadazyma tenuis ATCC 10573
Lineage: Eukaryota; Fungi; Ascomycota; Pichiomycetes; Serinales; Debaryomycetaceae
Source: RefSeq, a predicted model, not a curated record